AGGAAGAGGGUCCAGCACGUUUAAUUUACUCUCCUCAAACAGGGAUCAUGUCUGCAGCACUGUCUUCAAAUGAGAAGAAAAAUGGGCUGCUGCUUUGCCACUUUUAAGCAAUAACAGUCUUGGUAUUCCUGUCUUCCAGUUCUGUACCGCUGGGAUAACUGGGAUGUGCUGAAUAGUGAUUGGCUGUGGAUAAUUCCUCUUGUCUUAACCAACAAGUGCUUGGGACACAGUUGUGUCUUAAGUGACUCUCGUGCCUCUGGGAGAAGCAGCCAGCAGCAGGUCUCCUGAGCUUCGACUCUCACGUUCAUAACGAGUUCUGACCUGAUGCAUCGAGUGCCCUGGGUAGAAAAGCAAUUCCAGGCGCUUCCCGGCGAGCAGCGGGGAGAGAAGCUCUGAGGAAGCCCGGCCACGGGAAAGUGGAAAGUCAACUUUUAAUGUUUUAAUGUGAAGGAAAUUGAGCGAGCUCCUCGGGUGAGAUCCCGGGCUCUGGGACGCUUCGGCUCCAAGAGGCUUCUCCUUGUCUCCCUCUCGUCCCGCCGGGAGCGCCGUGUCUGGCUGGCAGCUGGGAACAGGAGAAGUUGGCUGCUGUUUUCUGCCGCCUGAUUUCCACCACACCGUCAGGUAAAUCAUUAACCCACGGGCCCGGGUGCUUGGAAAAGCUGCUAAAGAGGUUUCUUGCCCCUGAAACUCCUGUUUUCCAGGAGGAAGAAGAAUGCCAACACGAAUAUGAAGUGAAGUGACUCCUAUGCUCUGCCACGGCGCCCGGAUGCUCCUGUGGGCGGGUUAGAGACAGGCACCCGCCUCCGGCCAGAUCCUGGGACAGGAUGAAGCCAAGGAGGAGCUUCCCAGCGCUCUGGAGUGGCAGUGAGCGCUGCCCCCUGUGAGAUCCAUGCCAGACGGUGCCCCGGCUGCCUGGCGAGAUGAAAGAGGUGGUGCUGUGGUCACCCGAGGAGGUGACCAGCUGGCUGACGGAGAAUGCGGUGCCCGAGUACUGCGAGCCCCUGAGGGGCUUCACCGGGCGGGACCUCAUCAACCUGACGGAGGAGGACUUUAAGAGGACGCCUCUGUCCCGGGUGUCUUCCGACAGCGGCCAGCGGCUUUUGCACAUGAUCGAGACUUUGAAAAUGGCUCACCACAUGGAGGCUCACAAGAACGGCCACGCCAACGGGCACAUCCGCGGCGGCGGCGAGAACGGCUUCGGCAACAAGGCGAAGCUCAACGGGGUGCCAAACGGGUUCAAGAAGGAGAUGAUAAAGAUCCCCAUGCCAGAGCCGGAGCGCUCGCAGUACCCCAUGGAGUGGGGCAAGACUUUCCUGGCUUUUAUUUAUGCACUUUCUUGUUUCGUCUUUACCACAGUGACUAUCUCAGUCGUCCAUGAACGAGUGCCUCCCAAGGAGGUGCAGCCUCCCCUCCCGGAUGCAUUUUUUGAUCGCUUUGAUCGGGUGCAAUGGGCUUUUUCUAUUUGUGAAAUCAACGGCAUGAUCCUUGUAGGACUGUGGUUUGUUCAGUGGCUGCUCUUAAAGUACAAGUCUAUAAUUAGCAGAAGAUUUUUCUGUAUAGUUGGCACACUAUACCUGUACCGGUGUAUUACAAUGUACGUGACCACGCUCCCAGUACCUGGAAUGCAUUUCAAGUGUUCUCCAAAGCUUUUUGGAGACUGGGAAUCUCACCUGCGAAGGAUAAUGAAGUUGAUUGCUGGUGGAGGAUUGUCCAUCACCGGAUCCCACAACAUGUGUGGUGACUACCUGUACAGCGGCCACACCGUCAUCCUCACCCUCACCUACCUGUUCAUCAAAGAGUAUUCCCCACGGCGACUCUGGUGGUAUCACUGGCUUUGCUGGGCACUCAGCAUGGUUGGGAUGUUCUGCAUCCUCCUUGCUCAUGACCACUACACUGUGGACGUGGUGGUGGCUUACUACAUCACCACAAGGCUAUUCUGGUGGUACCACACAAUGGCCAACCAGCAAGUGCUAAAAGAAGCUUCCCAAACUAACCUCCUCGCAAGGGUCUGGUGGUACAAGCCCUUCCAGUACUUUGAAAAGAAUGUCCAAGGCAUUGUACCUCGCUCCUACCACUGGCCCUUGCCCUGGCCGGCGCUGCGGCGGGGCCGGCCGGUGAAGUACAGCCGCCUGGCCAGCGACACGUGACGGCCAGUGCCGGGGAAAGGACCUGGCCCAAGUGCUCACAACUCCCUGAGAGAAGAUGCCAUAAGAAAAAAAAAAUAAUUAUAUAAAAAAUCAACUGCUCCCUAACCCUCUCUUUUAACAGCUCCCCUCGACUCGACCCGUUCAGUUACCUGGUAAGCACUGUGAUCUUUUUUUUCUCUCCAAAGGAUCUCUGCGUUGGACAACAAUAAAGAAAAAUUUAACUUAUCGUGCACUGUUACACAUUUCUUGUUGAUAGAUUUUGGGAUUUGCAUUUGCCCAUCGCCAUGUUCCUUUGUAUAUGAUGCGACAACAUAAAUGAAAGCUUUUAUAUCAUAAGUUCUGGUCUUUCCAGUCACGUCUGGGAACAAAGCAUAUUAUUUUCUUGGGAAAACAUACUUUUCAUAUCUCUUGCCCCAAAGAUUGGGCUGUAAGCCAUUUUCUAGCAAAUGACUAUAUGAAGGUUUCUAAAUACCUGCCUUGGGUGAAAUCAAGAAAUCUUUCUACCUGUUGCACCACGCUACGAAUAAGAUGACAGACACAGAAAGGUUUGGUAAUCCUGAUUUUGUAGAAUCUGCAGUGACUGACUGUGUCAAAAAGUGCAAAAAAAAAAAAAAAAAAAAAAAAAAAAAAAAAGAAAAAAUGUAAAGUGAUUUUCUAAGUAUUUCCUAACUUUAUUUUUCAAAACGUGUAUGGAAAAAAAAAAUUAAAUUUAAAAAGAUUUUUACAUGUCAGAGAAUAGAGAGUUAAAAUUUAAAGAAAAUGCUUCUUGGGAGAGAGAGAUUUGUCUAUGUUUCUAGUGCCUUUCUUGUCUUGAUUGUAUGGUCAGUAGGCAGUCUUAAAUGUUUUUAUUUAAAAUAAAGUAUUCCAUGAAAGCAGAAUUAUAUAUACUAUAUAAUUACUAAUUUUUGCAUUUAUAGCUAAAUUAAACUGGAAAUUUACUUAUAAUGUUGAAAUUGCCAUGUGUAGGGAAAAAACCACCCCACCAAAUAAAAAGGGUCCGAUCUUGUUCACACAUUGUGGGCAGGUCAAGCUAAAAAGUAUCACUUUAUUCUUGGUAGCUGGAUUUUAACAAGUAAAACAGCCAUGAAUUCCUGUUUUUUAAGAAUUUUACAAAUGAUCACUGAGUGAACUACGUAUAGUUUCUCCAUCCCCUUUUGCAGUGUUGUUGAAAAACAACAAAGAUAAUCUAUUUCUUUAAAAUAUUUGUGCAGAAACUGCAUGUAAUUCUGAGUUUCACUCCUACCAUACAUACUGUAUGUCUGGGGAAGUAUCCUAUCCUAAACUUGCCAAUGUGCAGAACAAAAAUAGUUUUUUUUUAAAAAAGAAUGAAGAAGAGAAAAAUAUAUAUAUAAAUAUAUAUAUAUCCAUUCUGUAUUUUACGUGAAGCAGAGUUAUCUUCUGUAGGUUUUUUGUGUAUUCACAAGGUGAUAUUUGUAUUGUAAAACAACAAUGGUGAAGGAAAAUAAAAAGGCUUUUGAAACAUG
This is a messenger RNA of Lepidothrix coronata (blue-crowned manakin), 3631 nucleotides long. RefSeq names its product sphingomyelin synthase 1 (gene SGMS1). Gene Ontology annotation, cellular component: endoplasmic reticulum membrane; Golgi membrane. Gene Ontology annotation, molecular function: protein binding; ceramide cholinephosphotransferase activity; sphingomyelin synthase activity. The record is from RefSeq and is a predicted model, not a curated record. Gene Ontology annotation, biological process: sphingomyelin biosynthetic process; ceramide biosynthetic process. Bases 921 to 2147 code for a protein of 408 amino acids. The transcript has 9 exons. Lineage: Eukaryota; Metazoa; Chordata; Aves; Passeriformes; Pipridae.